CUUGAACUCUCACUUUUAUCUGUGUCUGUCUCUUACUGUCUGCCUGUCCUGUUUCUCUCCCUCUCACUUUUCCAGCAAGGUGUUGAUCCCACCGUAGGAUGCUGCGGGGCUGCGCUGCUUUCUUCUGCCCUGUCCCUCUCUGACCCUCUAAUCUCGCACACACCUGCGCUCAGUUUUCUGGCUGUGCUAGCACUGGCUCCAGCAGUGACUCACCUGCCUCAGUGGCCAUGCCUUUUGGUUGUAUCAGCUCUCGCAAUGAGAAAACUUACAACUGUUUCUCCGACAUCACAGAUAAAUAUGAGAUUGGUCAGCUGUUAUGUGCGAAGGAGUUCUGUGAGAUCUGUCUCGCCAGAGAGAUGCAGACGGACCGUUUCUUUGUGUGCAAAAAGUUCCUGAAAAAGGAUGGCAGGAAAGUGAGGAGAGCAGCAAAAAACGAAAUUACGAUUCUUAAAAUGGUCAAUCAUCCCAACAUCUUACAGCUUAUUGAUACAUUUGAAACCAAGAAAGAAUUUUACAUCAUCCAAGAACUGGCCACAGGUGGAGAUGUUUUUGAAUGGAUUCUGGAGCAGGGAUAUUAUACUGAGAAAGAUGCCAGCAACGUGAUCCGACAGGUGCUUGAGGCUGUAGCCUAUCUGCACAGCUUGCACAUCAUCCAUAGGAAUCUGAAGCUGGAAAAUUUAAUGUAUUACAAUCAGCACAAUCAUUCUAAAGUGGUCCUACGGGAUUUUUACCUGUCCUGUUUUGAAAGUGCAGAAAUCACUGAGCCAUGUGGAACCCCUGAGUACUUAGCUCCUGAGGUUGUAUCACGACAUAGAUAUGGGCGCCAAGUCGAUUGCUGGGCAGUUGGAGUUAUUAUGUACAUUCUUCUAUCCGGGAACCCUCCUUUUUAUGAUGAUACAGAGGAAGAAAACACUGAUAGUCACAACAGAAAAAUCUUUCGCAAGAUUCUUGAUGGAGAAUAUGAGUUUGAUUCUCCUUACUGGGAUGUCAUCUCUGCAUCAGCAAAAGAUCUCGUGUCUCGCCUAAUGGAGAUGGAUCAGGAGCAGAGGAUCACCGCACAAGAGGCGCUGGGUCACAUAUGGAUUGCUGGGAAUGCAGCAUCUGAAAGAAAUCUUAAAGAAGGUGUAUGUGCUCAGAUUGAGAAAAACUUUGCCAAAGCAAAAUGGAGAAAAGCCAUUCGAGUUACUACAUUCAUGCAACGUUUGAGAGCUCCAGAGGGUAGUGCUGGGCGCCUCCCUGUCACACCUAGAUCUUCCAUGAGUGUAUCGCAUGAGGUUACUGUGGAAACCAGUUCACCUUCUCCUUCUCUACACAAUCCUGAAAAAGUGGACUUAAGCUCCAACCAAAUUCACAUAGCCUCUGAGAGUGGAGGACACUUAACAGAACCAGAACUUGGAGGGCCUUAGUGGCUGCUUUACCCCACCUGCCAGACAGAUGUCCUAUAACAGGUCAAAAACCACCAAGGUGCCCUGAAUGCAGAACAUCUGAGUGCUGAUAUCUCUACACAAUAUUUCAGCUUUAUUCUCAUUGACCUGGGCGUAGUAAAGUUUUACAUCUGCUGGCUGGUGGGGGUUGGUGGAAAGGUCAGGCCCUGGGUUAGAAGCUCAGGUCAAUGGGUUGUGAAUAAGCAAGACCCUUGUGAAGACAAGAAGACAGACUAUAUGGGAGAUGGACAUAUCAGACCCAUAACCAAGAAGACACUAGGUUAGUGAGAGUAGAUUAAUCCAGAUCAUGGAUAAGAGAAAAAAGUGUAGUUUACCAUAAUCUGAGGGAAAAUAAAAAAAAAGAGUAAGUUAUAUCCAAGCUUUGAAGUAUAAAAAAACAAAGUAGGAGUUACAGCAGAGACCACAUUUUUUGGAAGUAAUGGAAACUAAAGCAUUACUAAAACCAAGAUUUGGAAGACAAGUUCAAUAGUGGUAAACAGUAGAUUAUAUAACAUAAAUAGAGUUAAUCAGGAGAGAGAUAAUGUGAUGGAGGGUUCUAAAUGGAAGAGAUGAUGCAAGAUGGUGAGAAACCAGACAAAACUCUGUAGGAUAGAGAAUGAUUGGAUCAUAUGAAAUCUAACAGUGCACAUCAAGAGUAGUAAACAACCUAGCCCAGUUUAGCCCAGUUACAGUAGAAAUACCAUAUCCAGAUGAAAAGAAGGAUCAAUGAUCCAAAUAAGCAACAAGAAAUUGGAGGAGGAUUUAUACCAUGGGUGAUGGUACAAGAUUAGAUAUUUUGGAGGAAAGAUCAGAUUCUUUAUGAGGAGAUAUUAAGCCAUGAUAUAUUAAGCCAUAUAUAUUAAGAUAUUAAGAUAUAUAGAUAUUAAGCCAUGAUAUAUUAAGCCUGUUGGGUAUAGAAGACAUAUAUUUAAGAGAAUUAAUAUAUGCCACAUGCUUGUGAGAAAGGAAUGUGAAGAGUGAAUGGUAGGUCCAGAUUAUCUGCAAAUCAAUAAAGCGAAACAGUAGAUUAUAUAACAUAUGAGGAGUUAAUCAGGAGAAAGCUAACGUGAUGGAGGGUUCUAAAAGGAAGAGAUGAUGCAAGAUGGGGCGAAACCAAAUCUCUGUAGUAUGGAGAAUGAUUGGAUCAUAUGAAAUCUAACAAUGCACGUCAAGAUUAGUAAACAAGCUAGCCCAGUUUAGCCCAGUUACAGAAGAAAUAUCAAAUCCAGAUGAAGAGAAGCAUCAAUGAUCCAAAUAAGCACCAAGAAAUUGCAGGAGGAUGUAUACCAUGGGUGAUGGUACAAGAUUAGAUAUUUUUGAGGAAAGAUCUGAUUCUUUAUGAGGAGAUAUUAAGCCAUGAUAUAUUAAGCCAUAUUAUUAAGGAAUAAUAAAUCAGAAGAUAAAAGCCUGUUGGGUAUAGAAUAUAUAUAAGUGAAUGAAUAUAUGCCACAUGCUUGUGAGAAAGGAAAAUGAUGAGUGAAUAGUAGGUCCAGAUUCUCUGGAAAUCCCAGCCCUUGGAAGAAUAGUAUACUGGAAUAAUGAAACAUAUAGAAACUAAUUAUUAGGUAGGCAAACACAAGCAAAGGAGGGUAGGUCAGACAUAGAAGCAGAUCAGGCUAUGGAAGUAAGAAGGAAUAUAAAUAUUCUAAGAAAUUAGUAGAGUAGGAGGAUGCAAUAUAAGGUAAAAUGGAUAUAAAAUAUCAAAUAAUGGCAAAUAGGACAAAAUAUGUUAUGCCAGAGGACAAAAGACCUUGAAACAACAAUACUUUCUAGUUAAAAAAAUGAAAUAAUAAAAUAAAACUCUUCCUAUGGGGUUCGAAGAAGAAGAGAAAAGGUCCAGAUGUAUGGACGUUUAAAAGAAGGAUUACAGCUGAACUGAGAAGAAGAACAAAUUCUGAGUAAAGUUUGAAUAAAAGGCACUGAGGGGUAAAGAAUUGUAUUAGUAGUGACCAUGAUAAUGAGUAAAAAGACCAUAGUAUGAAGGAGGAAUUAUAGGUUGAUGGAGGAAUUAUAGGUUGAAUGGUAAAUCCCCAAAAUGUGAGCCAGGCAAGGGAAUGAGUAGACACCAAUUAUUGAAAGAAAGGCCAUACAAUUAGAGACUACCUGGAAAUAGCAAUAUAGUGCUGUGACCUUUUGUAAUAAUGUAUAAGAAGAUAUCCAGGAUACAGGUUAGUAAAAGGCCAUAUAUGCAAUGUAGAACAAGGUCAGAAGAACACAAAGUUCUAGAAAAGAACACAA
Bombina bombina (fire-bellied toad) is the source of this 3662-nucleotide messenger RNA. RefSeq names its product caM kinase-like vesicle-associated protein. Lineage: Eukaryota; Metazoa; Chordata; Amphibia; Anura; Bombinatoridae. The coding region runs from base 228 to 1406 and encodes 392 amino acids. The transcript has 11 exons. Gene Ontology annotation, molecular function: ATP binding; calmodulin binding; calcium/calmodulin-dependent protein kinase activity. Gene Ontology annotation, biological process: peptidyl-serine phosphorylation. Gene Ontology annotation, cellular component: intracellular anatomical structure. The record is from RefSeq and is a predicted model, not a curated record.